UUGGUUGUAGAAUUAAUAUUUUCAUAAUUGCAGGGGGAUGGGUUUUGAAUUUGCAAUUUAUUGAAUGCCUUAUUUUUUUUUGGUUAUGGGAUCUUUUGUGGGUUAAGUUUGCUUGAUUCAGAUAGUAGAAACAACCUGCUUUUGGGGAGUGCUGUUGGAACUCUUAGAAUUUGGUUUCCCUUGGUAAAUUAGGGUUUACCUUUUUUUAGCCAAUGGAGCAGUUCAAAUUGCUAGCAGAAUCUCAUAUCAAAGAGGAAUCAGUUAAAUGGGAUCCAGCUGAAGCAUGCAGGCCUAUCAUUGAUGAAGCACCUGUAUUUCAUCCAACUAUUGAGGAGUUUGAAGAUACGCUUGGUUACAUAGAAAAAAUACGCCCAAAGGCUAUAUCAUAUGGCAUAUGUCGGAUUGUUCCUCCAUCUUCGUGGAUUCCACCCUGUCCUCUUAAAGAGAAAGACAUAUGGGAACAUGCUAAAUUUUCUACUCGUAUCCAGCAAGUUGACUUGCUUCAAAAUAGGGAACCCAUGAGAAAGAAAAGCAGGGGACGGAAGCGAAAAAGAAGGAAGCACUCAAGAAUGGGAACAAGCAGGAGACGUACUGAUUCUGGUUCAGACGCUAAUGUUGCUUCUGAGACUGAUGAGAAGUUUGGGUUUCAUUCAGGAUCAGACUUCACGCUUGCAGAUUUUCAAACAUAUGCUGAUUAUUUUAAGGAGUGCUAUUUUGGAACAAAGGUUGCUAAAGAGGACUUAAACUCCAGCGAAAAUGAACAGAAAAAAAGAUGGGAGCCCUCUGUGGAGGAUGUUGAAGGCGAAUACUGGCGGAUAGUUGAGCAACCAACAGAUGAGGUUGAGGUAUCCUAUGGAGCUGACUUGGAAACAGGAGCAUUUGGAAGUGGGUUUCCUAAGGCAUCGUCCAUGUUAACUGAAAGUGACGCAAAUCAGUAUGCGAUGUCGGGUUGGAAUCUGAAUAACUUACCACGCCUGCCAGGUUCUGUACUAUGUUUUGAAGGAAGUGAUAUCUCGGGAGUUCUAGUGCCAUGGCUCUAUGUUGGGAUGUGCUUUUCUUCUUUCUGUUGGCAUGUUGAGGACCACCACCUCUAUUCACUAAACUAUCUACACUGGGGUGAUCCAAAAAUAUGGUAUGGAGUACCUGGAAGCCACGCUUGCACUUUGGAAGAUGCAAUGAAAAAGCAUUUACCUGAUUUAUUUAAAGAACAGCCAGAUUUGCUUGAUGAACUGGUUACUCAGCUAUCUCCUUCAGUUCUAAAAUCUGAGGGUGUACCAGUAUAUCGAGCUGUUCAGCAUUCCGGUGAAUUUGUUCUUACCUUUCCGAGGGCAUACCACUCUGGAUUUAAUUGUGGCUUCAACUGUGCAGAGGCCGUGAAUGUGGCCCCUGUUGAUUGGUUAGUACAUGGCCAGAAUGCAGUAGAGCUUUAUAGUGAGCAGCCUCGCAAGACAUCAAUUUCUCAUGACAAAUUGUUAUUAGGGUCUGCUCUGGAAGCUGUACAGGCCCUUUGGGAGCUAUCCAUUCUUGUAAAGGAAACUCCAAGAAAUUUGAGAUGGAAAGGUCUUUGCGGAAAAGAUGGGGUACUUACCAAUGUAGUUAAGACAAGGGUAGGAAUGGAAAAGGAAAGAACAGAUAGUCUUCCAAGUGCUUUGAAGUUGCAAAAGAUGGAAAGGGACUUUGAUUGGAGAAAAGAGAGAGAAUGUUUAUUUUGCUUCUAUGACUUACACUUAUCCGCUGCCGGCUGCCAGUGCUCUCCUGAUCAAUUUUCAUGUCUUAAACAUGCCAACCAAUUUUGUUCAUGUGAAAUUGACAAUAGAUUUGUCCUUCUGCGCUACACUAUGAAUGAGUUAAAUACACUGGUUGAAGCAUUGGAAGGAGGAGUGGAUGCAAUUAAAGUAUGGACAUCAGAUGAUUCAGGAUUGGUUUCUGCUAAUGACAAGGUUUUUCGUGUAGCUAAGCUAGAUGAUGAAAGUGACACAUAUGGAACCAAGUCUCCUGAUCAAAGGGAAAGUCCUUGUUACCUGGAAACUGAGGAGAAGUUGAACAUGAAUGUGCCUUGCACUUCAUAUAGUCAUGUUUCUUCGGAAGUUAUCCAGUCAGGCUCCCAGCAUGCAUCAUUUUGUUUAAGCACAUCUCACAUCAGUAUAGAUAGUCAUAAUGCAAUCAUAAAUGAUGAAAAUUUAGUGAUGAACAAUGAAGGUACGGUGGGGCAGGAUUGCUGUAUUGAUCUGGAUCUCAACGUUCUGUGUGGUGAAGAUGAAAGUGGAUUGCUACCUAUAUCUGAUUGCUUUGAUAGCAAGGUCAUGUCAAAUGUGGAGGAGACAUGUAUGUCAAACUGUAUACAACAAAAUGUUCAUAGUUCAGAUACAGCAAGAGAACCAGAUCUAAUGCAACGGGAUAGCAACUGUAAUUUAUCAAUCUCACAUGUCCUUCUAAACAAAGAUUAUCCUUUGUAUUUGAGAGAUCUUGAGCAUACUUGUUCAAAUGAUGGUAACAAGUUGUUUGGGGUUGAUCUUUUGUCUUUGCAUCCACAUUCUAAAAUAUCAUCAGACAGCUCGUUGGAAACAGAAAUGUUGGAUACCUCAGAUGUAAAGAUAUCCACAGAGGAUGGCAUUUAUCCAACACGAAAGUUGGAUCUUUGUGUUGAACCAAUAAAUUUUGGGACUGUCAUGUUUGGAAAGCUUUGGUGCAGUAAGCAGGCCAUAUUUCCAAAAGGAUUUAGAAGCCGUGUUAAGUUUUUUAGCGUGCUUAAUCCAACAAAAAUUUGUAGUUACAUGUCAGAAGUACUUGAUGCUGGCCUUCUCGGGCCACUUUUUAAGGUUACUUUAGAAGAAUUUCCAUGUGAGACUUUCACAAAUGUCUCAGCAGACAAGUGUUGGGAAAUGGUGCUUCAGAGACUAAACCAAGAAAUUAUAAGACACGGCAGCAUAGGCGAGCGAGGACUGCCCUCUUUGCAUGCUUUGCAAAGUGUUAAUGGGCUUGAAAUGUUUGGGUUUGUCUCUCCACCCAUUAUUCAGGCUAUCGAGGCUCUUGAUCGCCAUCAUCAAUGCACGGAGUACUGGAAUCACAAGCAUACAACAACUGUGACUUUGGACAAGAAUAUUGAUGUCCAUAAUAAGUACUCAUGCAGAUUGAGUUGCUCUAUAGGAGACACAGAGGACAAAGAUUUUGAUAUCAAUUUGACAAAGCAGGAGCAGGAUAAUCCAUCUGAAGGGAGAGGUGAUGAGCCAAUGGAUGAAGAGGUAAAGUUACUACGAGGACUGUUAAAAAAGGCAAGUCCAGAAGAGUUAAGAAUAAUGCAUCGGGUAUUCUGCAGUGAGUCACAAAAUGCAGAAUGGAGAAUGGCAUUCACAUCAUUGAUAGAGGAGAUCCAGAAAUCCUGUAGAUAAUAAACAAGGAAAAGAAAUAGGUCCCAUCAUUCUUUUUCAUUCAAGGUAGCUUCUUAUUCUAUUUAGUCGAAUAGGCCCUAUUCUUUCUAUCAAAGAUCCAUAAAAGGGGAAGACAAAAUCCUGGACAAAUAUGUCCAGUGGAUGUAGAGUCUUCAUUUGAUGAUUCGCAAAUAAGGCUGCUGUUUAGGAAAUUUUACCGGCGUUUUUGAAAUGCGCGUCCGCUCACUGUAUACGCUGAUACGGUUUAGGUUUAACUAUAUUAUCAUUUUCUAACUGCCAUUGAUUUCUAUAUAGGGAUUUGUAUACAAUACAAAUGUCUCUGAAACUGAUCACUGUGAGGUGAAAUGACACCAAAUUACAAUUCGUUUCAACAUGACUCAUCAUAUAAUUUCUAGGAAGCAUAAGUACCUACUCUUCUCUUGUUUGGUGAUGGUGUUCUGUACUCUCUCGUACACCAAAUAUACAAUGAUGUAUGAUUUAAUUAAGUGUUUCAUUUACCAUUCGAGAAAUGAUUCUUUUCCACCCCCAUCCAACUCCUUUGCAAAUUCUCAAUUGGAGUUGGACGGGGAAGGAAGUGAAGCAUGUCUCCUUUUCUGUUUGUACUUUCAGUUGUACAACCAGUUUUUUCU
Alnus glutinosa is the source of this 4018-nucleotide messenger RNA. RefSeq names its product lysine-specific demethylase JMJ18-like. The coding region runs from base 213 to 3389 and encodes 1058 amino acids. The transcript is spliced from 11 exons. The record is from RefSeq and is a predicted model, not a curated record. Lineage: Eukaryota; Viridiplantae; Streptophyta; Magnoliopsida; Fagales; Betulaceae. Gene Ontology annotation, cellular component: nucleus. Gene Ontology annotation, molecular function: histone H3K4me/H3K4me2/H3K4me3 demethylase activity. Gene Ontology annotation, biological process: chromatin remodeling.